AUGGCUUUGUCACGGCAGAUUCCUAAAAGAACAGGAUGUAGUUUAGUUUUUAAGCGUUUUUACUCUUUGCCGAAUGAGCAAAAAAAGCUUCUUCAAUCAUCAGUUUUCCAAUAUGAUCCUGAGGUCGGUAAUAUUUUAAAAUCUGAAGAGAAACGACAAAAGGAGUCUAUAGGUCUGAUUGCCAGUGAAAACUUUACUUCGAAAGCCGUUAUGGAUGUUCUUGGUAGCGUGAUGCAAAAUAAGUAUAGUGAAGGUUACCCAGGAGCGAGAUAUUAUGGAGGUAAUGAGAUUAUUGAUCAAGCGGAGUCUUUAUGUCAAAAGCGUGCGCUUGAAGUUUUCCAAUUAGAUCCUGAAUUAUGGGGUGUUAAUGUGCAACCUCAUUCAGGUUCUCCUGCUAAUCUUCAGGCUUAUCAAGCUAUUAUGAAACCUCACGAUCGUUUGAUGGGUUUAGAUUUGCCUCACGGCGGACACUUGUCUCAUGGAUUUGCUACACCCCAAAAAUCAAUUUCCGCAGUCUCUACAUAUUUCUCUACUAUGCCUUAUGGCGUGAAUCCUAAAACUGGUAUCAUUGAUUAUGAAGACUUAAGCAAAUCUGCUAAGAAGUUUCGUCCCAAGGCUAUUGUUGCCGGCGCAAGUGCUUAUUCACGUUUGAUUGAUUACAAACGCAUGCGCAUGAUUGCGGAUGAAUGUAAUGCUUACCUACUUUGCGAUAUGGCUCAUAUAUCUGGGCUUGUUGCUGCUAGAGUCAUUCCUUCUCCUUUCGAAUUUGCUGAUAUUGUAACUACCACAACCCAUAAAUCUCUUCGUGGACCUCGAGGAGCUAUGAUUUUCUUCCGUCGUGGUCUUCGCAAACACGACAAGAAAGGCAAUCCUGUCUAUUAUGAUUUGGAAGAAAAAAUCAAUUUUUCUGUCUUCCCUGGUCACCAGGGUGGUCCUCAUAAUCAUACAAUUACUGCUUUAGCGGUAGCUUUAGGUCAAGCAAAAACUCCUGAGUUUGUUGAUUAUCAAAAAAAUGUUGUCAAUAAUGCAAAAGCAAUGGCAGACGCAUUUGUCAACAAAGGCUAUGAACUGGUUUCAGGUGGCACUGAUACCCAUUUAAUUCUUGUUGAUUUGACUAACAAAGGUAUCGACGGAGCCAGGGUUGAGCGUGUGUUGGAAUUGAUCAAUGUUUCAGCUAACAAAAACACUGUACCUGGAGACAAAUCUGCCCUUAUACCCCAUGGCUUACGUAUAGGUACUCCAGCUUGUACUACGCGUGGCUUUAAUGAACAAGAUUUUAUAAAGAUUGUUGACCUUAUUGACGACGUUGUUCACCUAACUGUCAAGCUGAACAAACAAGCUAAGGAUAGUGAAAUAGGUAUUUUAAAUUGGAUGAAAUAA
Messenger RNA from Schizosaccharomyces octosporus yFS286, 1380 nucleotides. RefSeq names its product serine hydroxymethyltransferase Shm2. Lineage: Eukaryota; Fungi; Ascomycota; Schizosaccharomycetes; Schizosaccharomycetales; Schizosaccharomycetaceae. Gene Ontology annotation, biological process: tetrahydrofolate interconversion; folic acid metabolic process; L-serine catabolic process. The record is from RefSeq and is a predicted model, not a curated record. Bases 1 to 1380 code for a protein of 459 amino acids. Gene Ontology annotation, cellular component: cytoplasm. The transcript has 3 exons. Gene Ontology annotation, molecular function: glycine hydroxymethyltransferase activity; pyridoxal phosphate binding; zinc ion binding.